Messenger RNA from Saprolegnia parasitica CBS 223.65, 1059 nucleotides. RefSeq lists its product as hypothetical. The record is from RefSeq and is a predicted model, not a curated record. Lineage: Eukaryota; Oomycota; Saprolegniomycetes; Saprolegniales; Saprolegniaceae. The transcript is spliced from 5 exons. Bases 1 to 1059 code for a protein of 352 amino acids.
AUGGCACACAUGUCGGCCUUUCUCGCCACCACGCCCGACUUUGGCCUGCUUGGUACGCCAUCGUCCAACCCGAGCUCGGACGACGACAGCGCUGCCCAGGCCAAGAAGCAUGCUCGGCCGAAGCACGAGAUCGAGGUCCUCCACGCCAAGCACAUGGAGCUACAACGCCAACUGCAGCUCCUCCAGCUUUUGCGCGCGCCACCGAGACCGCUCACGCCGUGGCAAGCACGUGCGAUGCGUCAGGCCGAGGCUGCCCAACGAACGCUGCAAGAAAACAGUCGCCUCAAGCGCCUCGUGAACGACCAGCGCAAGGUCCUCGCUUCUCUCGAGCGCAGCUUGCGGAAAUGCCCGCGCCUCUUGUCCCGGGACCCUACUACCCACACUGAGGACGACGACACGACGCCGUUCAAGCGUCUCUUGCAGCGACAAUUCGACAAGAUGGAGUCCGAGUGGAUUCAACGUCGGCUCUACGACGGGACGGCGCCAUUGCGGUACACGAUGGUUGAGCGCGGCACCGAGGACGGGGCGAUUGCGAGCUUUCAUUUUGUCGCUAAAAUGAUCGCACCGCUCGACUACACGUCGAUGGCCCACGUGUUUUGGACGCACAAGACGGGGUUGCUCGGCCCGUCGUGCUCGGUACACCGCACGAUCGACCACAAUAUUGUCUAUAUGCGAGAGCUCACACGCUACGCCGACCUCCAUGUCCCCGUCAUGGAGACGCACGACUGUUUUGGCCGCUUCCACGAGCCAGGCCGGGUAGUGAUGGUGUGGCGAAGUGUGGGGCAAGACGAGACGAUCACGGCCCACGGCACCGACCAUCUCGUUGGUCACCGCUGGGGCUGGCUCGUGGUCGAGGAAACGACUGCGUCCGAGUGCAGUGUUCAGUGUAGCAUGACAACGAAUAUACCGACAAUUCCAGCCAGCGCCAGUGCGACCGAGGUAGCGGCGUGGACCGACCGCCUCGUCCAGUCGUCGCACACGAGCAAGGACGCGUUGGGCGCUGUGGUUCAGGCCGCAGUCCUCGAGCGCCGGGAGCAACUCGAGUCGUUUUACGGCUAA